Messenger RNA from Esox lucius (northern pike), 1202 nucleotides. It is a transcript of the gene vsig8a, whose product is annotated as V-set and immunoglobulin domain containing 8a. Lineage: Eukaryota; Metazoa; Chordata; Actinopteri; Esociformes; Esocidae. The record is from RefSeq and is a predicted model, not a curated record. The transcript is spliced from 8 exons. Bases 54 to 1118 code for a protein of 354 amino acids.
UAGAGAGCCUGCGAACAACAGUCGUGCUGCUUAGGCUUUUCCUAUUGAUUGGAAUGGAUCUACAUUUGGAUGAGCAUCCUUCAUUCAGCUGUUGUCCAUGGUCUUGCCUGUUCGGGAUAUGCGCAAUCACAGUUUUUCUCUACCCAGGUGGCGGUAUGGGGAUGCAACUGACCUCCACCGGGCCACAGACUGUGCAGGUGGCCCAGGGAGAGAGAGUGACCCUGGGCUGUACGUACACAUCUGAGCCCGGGGACACCGGAGACCUGGAUAUUGAGUGGUCAAUGAUCAGCCCAGAUGCCACCCAGAAGGACCAACUGCUUUUGUCCUAUGCAGGUGGGAUCAAGUACGUCCAUGGUACGUCUGGCCUCACUAAGGGGCUGGACUUUGCUACAGAUGACCCUUCCCUGGGCAAUGCGUCCCUGACAAUCGCCUCCCUGUCGCCAGCUCAUUCUGCCACCUACCAGUGUAAGGUCAAGAAGUCCCCAGGAGUGGACAUGCGCAAGGUUUCCCUGGUUGUAUUGGUGCGUCCAUCUGUGCCUAAAUGCUGGCUGGAGGGUGAGGAGGUGGUGGGGGAGGAUAUCUCCCUGCGCUGUAAUUCAUCACAGGGGUCCACUCCCCUCAACUACGCAUGGAGGAGAGACACAGGGCCAAUCCCAGCCACAGCCACACAGAACCAUGUGACUGGAGUGCUGUCGAUCAGUAAUCACUCCGAAGGCUUUGCGGGGAUCUACACGUGUGAGGUCACCAACGCCGUUGGGGACGAGAGGUGCACGAUCAAACUAACGGCUGACAAACCUGCAAACAGAGCCGGAGUGAUCAUUGGCACUGUGGUGGGCUGUCUAUUGCUUAUCAUUAUCGUGGCAAUACUCAUCUGGCUAGUACUAUACAAAUGGGAUGCAAGGUUCACCCGCUAUGAGAAGGAAGUGUCCAACGAUAUCAGGGAAGAUGUUCCAGCCCCUGAGAGUCGGCCACACAGCCGUGGCACCAGCCUCCGCUCUGGGGUAGCCUAUAGCCUGGUGGGCAUGCCACAAACGGAACAGUCAGACCAAGGGCGCACACCCAUCCCAUCCACCAGCAGUGGGUUUGCCAAUGACAGCAGAAAUGGCUACGCUGUAUGACUGGACAGAAACAUUGAAAUUAGAACAGUUUUGUGCUUUAUGGGAAGAAAAUACUGUGUCAGUAAAUUAUGAUGGCAUAUUUUG